AUGCAUUUCUCUUCAUAUUCUUGGAGCCACUCCUGGCCAGGUCUGUCAGAUGAGUCGCCAUGUAAUUGCUAUAGCCAGAUUCUUCAACUGAUAACUGUGUAUUUCUUUUUGUUGGUGGAUAUUAAACCGAGGUUUAACACUUCAGGGACCAAGGGCACUCUGCCAGAACUUCAUCUUCCUAACCGACUUUAUCGAGAUACAAGUAGAGCAGUGAUGACCAAGUCACGCAUAGUGGCUUCUAAGCUUGUAAAGGCUUUUACUGAACACAAGGUUAAGAAAACUUACAUUGCGCUCAGUGUUGGUUCAGCUCCAAAAUGGGGAACGAUCACCAUAAGCUCUGGUCAUGUGUCAAAUUUUGGAGCCUGGAGUGUAUAUGCUGCACGAGAUGUGUGUCGGACACUACCAGGUGGGUCCAUUGUAAAAGGCAUGGAGUUCUAUGAACUAUUACCUAUUAAUGGACAAGGGAGACUCAAAGAGUUAGCUGAAAAUCUGAGAAAAAGUAGUUGAAGAGAAGUUGUGAAAUAUGCUGAUAUAAAGAAAGAUGAGAUUUUGGUAAGAGCAUUCAGCCCAUUUCCUAUGAGUGGAAGAACACAUCAAAUCCAGUUACUAUCUAGGAUAUUUUUUUUUUCCCUUUAAGAGGGGAUCUAAAUUAUGGGGGUGCAGCAAAUGGAAGGAGAGAAUAUCCGAUGACCAUGAACUGCAUGCUGAGAGCUUGUCUUUUGAACAUCCAUUUCCUGGUCUCCAGUCAUGUUCUAUGCGCCUCUAUCUUCAUGGGCCAAAGAGGUCUUGCAAACUUUAUGACAUUAAAUAGGCAUUCUGGAAGUUGUGACUUUGGAAGGGCUAGCUAAAAAUAUUGUAACAUGAUAUACUGCUGAUGUUUUUCUGUGGAA
Molecule: messenger RNA, 890 nt
Organism: Manihot esculenta (cassava)
Lineage: Eukaryota; Viridiplantae; Streptophyta; Magnoliopsida; Malpighiales; Euphorbiaceae
Product: RNA pseudouridine synthase 1
Biological process (GO): pseudouridine synthesis
Molecular function (GO): RNA binding; pseudouridine synthase activity
Source: RefSeq, a predicted model, not a curated record